AUGGGCAAGACACUGAAGAAACAAAUCAUGUCCCAUCCUUCUCCUACUGGUCUGCCAAAGGCACCGGUGGUCUAUCUCAAUGACCCAGCUGCCGACAUGCCUCAUGCCAGUUCCCUGCGCGACAUGAUCCCGUGCUCACAGGUUGUCUUCCUGUCCAAAAUCGACAUGCCAGCGGACUGUCCCGUUCAGGGUCGCAACAUGGUCGCCUCCGACAUUCGCAACGGCACCUACGAUCGUAACGUGGCCAUCGUCAACGAGAACUUUGCGGAUUCACAGAUCAAAGAAAAGAUCGACACCGCACACCUUCUCCGCGAAGAGUCGAUCAAACAUGGUUGCAACUUUGUCACUGUGAACCUGUAUCUCGCCCAUGGCACUCCCACCGAGGACAAGAGCAAAUGGGGCACCAAUCAUCUCGACUUCUGCAUUGGUGGCAUGAGCGCGCAGCAAGUUGCCGAGCGUGUCUACCGCUGGCUCUUCAAAGUCUUCUCUGUCCACGAAAGCCUCCAUCUGAUCCCAGAAAGCGAAAUGCUGGCCAUCGACGCCCAAGCCUUCCCGGACUAUCGAUACUGUCCAAUCAGCGAGAGCAAGAGCCAUCCAAAAGACGCAAAGCUCCAAUUCGUUACUCUUGUUCUCAGCAAGGCUGUUGUUGGACCAGAACAAAAGUUGACAUGGACUGUUGCAGACAAAACCGGUGUGGCCACUUUCUACUUCCAAUACCGUGGACCCUCCUCUCAGUACACCUGGGACUGGGUUUUGGCACUCCAGCCAGGCGAACGCCGAGCACUUCCCCGCAUGCCGAUGGUGGAAAUCAAAGAACGCAAGACCGUGCGUGUAAUCAAAGCACCCUUCCGCACCGUCGGCUUUGUUGUUGAAGGCGUAGGCCUAGCAGUCCGUUCUGUCGGUCAAGGUGUCGUGAAGCUCGGCGAGUUGGGCAGAUUGGGCAAGAGUUCCGAGUGGGUUGCGAAAGAAGACGUGGUCAAUGGCAAGAAGGUUGAUUGGCCUGCGGUGUUUGCGAAGGAAGGGCGGGCCAAGGACGCCAAAAUUGAGCAGGGAUGCAAGUGUACCACGCCAAAGGUCUUCAACGAGAAAGGUGAGAAGGUCUGGAAGGACGACGACAGUACUGCCAGUACCACUGGGGGAGAUGACGCCGUCGACGAGAAGGUCAUCAAGGAGUUCUGCUGA
Molecule: messenger RNA, 1182 nt
Organism: Capronia epimyces CBS 606.96
Lineage: Eukaryota; Fungi; Ascomycota; Eurotiomycetes; Chaetothyriales; Herpotrichiellaceae
Exons: 3
Coding region: 1-1182 (393 amino acids)
Source: RefSeq, a predicted model, not a curated record